This is a messenger RNA of Alternaria burnsii, 1338 nucleotides long. RefSeq lists its product as uncharacterized. Lineage: Eukaryota; Fungi; Ascomycota; Dothideomycetes; Pleosporales; Pleosporaceae. Gene Ontology annotation, biological process: regulation of transcription by RNA polymerase II. Bases 1 to 1338 code for a protein of 445 amino acids. Gene Ontology annotation, cellular component: nucleus. The record is from RefSeq and is a predicted model, not a curated record. The transcript is spliced from 6 exons. Gene Ontology annotation, molecular function: DNA-binding transcription activator activity, RNA polymerase II-specific; RNA polymerase II cis-regulatory region sequence-specific DNA binding.
AUGGCUUAUUUCCCAGAGCUUCGCGCAUUCAUGAAGAAUGUCUACCACAACUCUACCGCUCAGCGAUUAGCUCAAGAUAUGAUGGCUGUUGGCAAAGCGACCAGCGCCAACGGAUCAUCAUAUCGGAUCGUAUCCGUUUCGAGCUUGAGAGACCUUCUUCCUGAUAGAUCGAUUACUGAUCGACUGGUACAAAAGUAUCUCAGUACCUUUGAGACAACGUACAGGAUCUUGCACAUACCAACAUUCCAGAAUGCAUACGAGCAAUAUUGGGACGUUGAGAAGCCCGGUUCUGGAGAAAUGGAUGCUGUCGUACUCUCAAUGUUAGCGUGUACUCCGUCAAUGGUUUCCAGACUCGAAGCGGAUUGUGCAGCACCUGGUAAUUUUAAUGAUGUGCAACUUUCUCCUAGCCUGGAGGAACUUCCGCCAUCAGAACCGAUGGAGAUAUUUACCGACACGUCCUUCCUCUUCAUCUCCACGAGAUCGGUUGGUUUCCGUUCGAGUCUAUGCGCUCUGACGAAUAGCUUGCAGUCAAGGCUUAGCUUCCAGGAUACCCUGUCACAUGCAAACACUAUCGAAGAUUAUAUACAGAGUAUCCCUAACUGGAUAGAUUCAGGAUCUCUCCAGGUGCGCGUACUUCUCGACCUCCAGCUUCGACAGCUGUUGGUAAUCUUGUACGCAGCAAACACUGCUGAUGCAGGAGCCACACUCAACACGGAGCGUCGAUACUCGAUCAUUGCACUGAUGGAGGCCGCAGCUGCAACAACGGCUUUGCACACGGCUCUGACGGCAUCUUCUAACCUCGCACUAUGUUGUACCCGCAGCGACUACUAUAGAGCCGCGCUACUAGUUUGCCAUGCCGCUUAUCAUGCAAAUAAAGUCAACGAUACCAUGGUAGUGCAGGCUGCCAAGAGUACACUGGAUAGUUGUGCACAACAAGCACUUCGUCUCCAAGAAGAGAGAGUGAUGCUGGUAGGUCGUGGAGGCCAGCAGCAUUGGGUGCUAAGUGCUGCAGUUGGAUUGGCCAGUGUGCAGUUCGAACCAUCACAUUCGGACGCGGUCAAGCUUCAGGCGAUAGAUCGCGUAUCACGCUUGCUGUACAGGAUGCUUUCUCGAAAAGAUAUUAGUGAAGAGCCUCCAGCCAAUGAGGUUCUACUUCAAGAUGCACCACGCAUAGCCAAACAGAUCAAUAGUCACUCCGGUUAUUCCGCUGAAGCACUAUCAACAGAUUCUUUCGCCGACGUUGGGCUGCGCAUUGAUGCCUUCGACUUCGGCGAGACAUCAGAGUGGAUGCUGGAUGACUUCUGGUUCCUCAACGAGCCGUUUGGAAGCGAAUGUUAG